AUGGAUUACACCCUGGAGUCAAAUGGGUCCAUGACCACAGAAAAUUAUUAUCCAGACUGGCUGUCCAGCUCCUGCCGCACUGCUUCCAGCUCUCUGCUUCUUGCUUUGCUUUGCUGCCUCCUCUUUGUCUUGGGCCUGCUGGGGAAUGCCCUGGUCAUUCUGGUUCUGGUAGCCUGUAAGAAGCUGGGAAGCAUGACUGAUGUGUACCUGCUCAACCUGGCCAUGUCUGACCUGCUCUUCGUGUUCUCCUUCCCCUUUCUGACACACUACACUCUGGACCAGUGGGUCUUUGGGAACACCCUGUGGAAGGUCAUCUCAGGAGUUUAUUAUAUCGGCUUCUUCAGCAGCAUCUUUUUCAUCACCAUGUUGAGCAUGGACAGGUACCUGGCCAUCGUCCAUGCAGUCUAUGCCUUGAGGGUGAAGACAACCAGGAAGGGCGUGGCUGUCAGCCUCCUGGUGUGGUUGGUGGCUUUUUUAGCCUCUGUCCCUUUGCUGGUGUUUUACCAGGUGUCUUCCGAGGAGGGCACCCUCAAGUGCUAGUCCUUCUAUGAUGACAGAACUAUUGAGUGGAAACUCAUCACCCACUUUGAAAUCAAUAUCCUGGGCCUUGUCAUCCCACUCAGCAUCCUUGUUUACUGUUAUGCCAACAUCCUGAGGCACCUGAAGGGGUGUCAGAACCAUCACAAGAUCAAGGCCAUCAGGCUGGUCCUCAUCGUAGUGGUGGCACUUUUCCUCUUCUGGGUUCCCUUUAACAUGAUGCUCUUCCUGAAUUCCCUACACAACCUGCAUAUACUGGAUGGGUGUGACUUGAGUCAGAAACUCACCCAGGCCACCCAGAUAACUGAGGUCAUCUCCUUCACCCACUGCUGUGUCAACCCUAUAAUUUAUGCUUUUGUAGGGGAAAAGUUCAAGAAGCACCUCUCUGAUAUCUUUGAGAAAUUCAAACAGUAUCCCUGGCUAGACAAAGAGCACAUGGAUGGAACAUUUGGGCACCUAUUCUCUUCAUGAUCCUUCAGCAUCGAUGAUAUCUUGUGAAACAUUGUAACUUUGUGUAU
This is a messenger RNA of Vombatus ursinus (common wombat), 1055 nucleotides long. RefSeq names its product C-C chemokine receptor type 8-like. Gene Ontology annotation, molecular function: chemokine receptor activity. Gene Ontology annotation, cellular component: membrane. The record is from RefSeq and is a predicted model, not a curated record. NCBI's taxonomy places the organism in Eukaryota, Metazoa, Chordata, Mammalia, Diprotodontia, Vombatidae. Gene Ontology annotation, biological process: immune response; chemotaxis; G protein-coupled receptor signaling pathway.